Messenger RNA from Lichtheimia ornata, 1020 nucleotides. RefSeq lists its product as uncharacterized. Gene Ontology annotation, biological process: calcium-mediated signaling. The record is from RefSeq and is a predicted model, not a curated record. Bases 1 to 1020 code for a protein of 339 amino acids. The transcript has 8 exons. Lineage: Eukaryota; Fungi; Mucoromycota; Mucoromycetes; Mucorales; Lichtheimiaceae. Gene Ontology annotation, molecular function: kinase binding; calcium ion binding.
AUGGGUCAAGCAAAGAGCAAAGAGAAUCGAGCAUUAGCAAGGAAGACGCAUUUCUCGCCAAAAGAAAUACGACAUCUACGGCAUAACCUUGAGACAUCAACAUCUAAGCGUUCGGAUAGCAGCAGCAUUACCGAGGAUGUCUUUCGAGAAACGGUCAAAAAGUAUGUGCCUGGCGUAUCACCCAGCGAUGAUAUCUUCUUGAAACGACUGUACGCAGCAUUCGACGUUGACAACAACAAGACUAUCGACUUUGAAGAAUUUGUUGAUGGUUUGAGUAUCUUCAUGAAGGGCACGCCAGAAGAGAAGCUUGCAUUAUCAUUCAAACUUUAUGAUGUGGAUCACGAUGGAUAUUUGACAAGACCAGAACUUGAACGAGUUAUGCUGCAGCUGUCGCGAACAUUUUCAGAGGAAGACCAAGCAGGCGAGAUUAAGGCAAUGAUUGCAAGAAUGUUUGAUGACCUUGAUGUGGAUAAUGAUGGUCGAUUGUCAUUUGAGGAAUACAAGUUAUCAGCCAUGAAAGAGCCAUUGAUUGUCGAUUUUCUCGAACAAUUCCUUGCCGAACACAACCUUUCCAAUUAUCCUCGUGUACCUUCUCGACCGGGAUCAGUACGUUCUUUCAGAUCAGGUCGUUCAUUGACACCCAUGAAUGGAUACAGUCCCAAACCUCCUGGAUCACCAUCAUCAUUGACGGCUGCUGCUGCUGCUGCCAGUACACAUAAACUUUCAGUGCGUCUCUCUCAAGCUGAAUUACUCGAAUACAGCCAUCAACAACAACAAAAGCUAAGCAGCGUACCCACCACACCUACCUCUUCAAGCCAUAGUUUGAAAUCUCAAGCGAUGGGUCUACCACCAAGCCCUGUUCGCAGUGCAAGCCCUGUUGAGCAUGAAGAUGACAAAAAUCGACUCCACCAAGCAACUGCCGCCGCCGCCACAACCACAACCAAUGACACCUCAACCCAUGACAAUACCAAUGUCGCUACCUCAACCAACAACAACGCUUCAACUUCAAACUCACCGUGA